This is a messenger RNA of Cyphellophora europaea CBS 101466, 1512 nucleotides long. RefSeq lists its product as uncharacterized. The record is from RefSeq and is a predicted model, not a curated record. Gene Ontology annotation, biological process: carbohydrate transport; transmembrane transport. Gene Ontology annotation, molecular function: carbohydrate:proton symporter activity. NCBI's taxonomy places the organism in Eukaryota, Fungi, Ascomycota, Eurotiomycetes, Chaetothyriales, Cyphellophoraceae. Gene Ontology annotation, cellular component: membrane. The transcript is spliced from 5 exons. Bases 1 to 1512 code for a protein of 503 amino acids.
AUGCCUCACCGCAGCCGACAUGCCACCCGCAUUGCCGGGUUUGCGACACUUGGCUCAAUCACAUACGGAUAUGGCGCUUCCAUAAUUGCUCAAACGAUCGGUCAGCCGCAGUGGUACGAGUCAUUUGGGCUCGAGCUUACGGGUUCACACACCGAUUUUGUCACAGGGGCGAUGAACGGGCUCUUCUCUUGCGGCGGAGCUCUGGGAUCGCUCUCGACUGCCUACACCGCGGAGAAGCUGGGACGACUGCGCUCGAUUCAGGUAGCAUGUGUCGUUUGCAUCAUUGGUGGUGCCCUUAUGACAGCAUCGUUCGGGAUCCCUAUGUUUCUUGUCAGCCGAUUUGUCAUGGGAUGGGGCGUUGGCAUGAUUGUCUGUGGCAUUCCUCUCUACAAUGCCGAACUCGCCACACCUGACAACCGUGGCCGCAGUGUCGGCUUCCACGGAAUUGCCCUGGCCUCUGGAUACGUGCUUGCUGGUCUCGUGGGCUUCGGCUGUUACUUCCAUGGAUCUUCCUCAUUCCAAUGGCGAUUCCCGUUUGCUGUUCAGCUGCUCCCCGUGCUGAUCCUGCUGGGCGGGAGCUGGUCACUUCUUGAAUCACCGCGGUGGUUAUUGAGCCAGGACAACGAAGAUAAAGCGUGGAUUAACCUCCGCAAACUGCACCACGACCCCGCUGACCCCAAUGACACUUUCGCCAAAGAUGAGUACUACCAGAUGACACAGCAACUGCGCCUCGAGCGGGAGAGGCGUGCAGCGAUGAAUGUGCGGCACUGGUGGGACUUCUUCAAAAGCGCCUCGUUCCGUAAGCGGCUGAUGGUCGGUGUUGGGGCUCAAGUCUGUAACUCAUUUACCGGAAACCUCGUCAUUGCCAACUACCAGGUCACCAUGUACCGCAGACUGGGUGUGAGCGAAUCCAUCUCGAUCUUGCUCAUCGCAUGCUGGAACAUGGUCGGCAUAUGGGGCAACUUCACCUCCGCCUUCUUUAUCCUCGACCGAUUUGGGCGCAAAACAUUCUACCUAAUUGGCAUUGCGGGUUGUGCGUUUAGCCUCUGCUUUGAGGCUGCGCUGACCAAGCACUUUGUUGAGACAGGGUCUACCAAUCGCGUCGGACUCAGCUUUGGAGUCUUCUUCCUUUUCCUGUACGUCGCAUUCUACGCCAGCUGCAUGGACAAUCAGCAGUACGUCAUUUGCAGCGAGAGUUUUGCAAUGGAAAGUCGAAGUUUGGGUGUAGCCUGCAGUCUCUUCGGACAGUUUGCCGCCACCGCACUGUUUGUGGGUGUCGCUCCUGCUGCGUUCGCCACAAUCGGUUGGAAAUACUAUCUCACCUUCAUCGUCCUUAGCUGCUUCAGCUUCACCUUUGUCUGGCUCAUGUUUCCUGAGACAAAGGGACUAUCUCUGGAAGAGAUUGCAGAAUUGUUCGGUGACCCCGUCGCUGUCCAUUUGAAUGAGAUGCAAGAUAGCAAACGAAGGUCCAGCCACGCCGAGAACGUCGAGCACUCCUCGAAAGCCGUCUGA